Salmo salar (Atlantic salmon) is the source of this 3025-nucleotide messenger RNA. Lineage: Eukaryota; Metazoa; Chordata; Actinopteri; Salmoniformes; Salmonidae. The record is from RefSeq and is a predicted model, not a curated record.
GUGACUGACCAUAACAACGCCAGUCAAAGCGGAAGUUUCUACCCUGCUAAAUAUGGAAGCUGAACGAGUCGAGCUAGUACUAGCCUUUAAGCAAGGUAUCCUCCUCUGAAUUUCCGAAAUACAUCAGCCACAGGAUAACUUUGUUUGGACGUCGUAAAGGACCAUUAGCCUUAAUUGAAUAGAUAUAGCUAGCGUGGAAAAAAUACGUUAGCAAGCUAGCCGGGAUUUUCUACAAGGAAUCUGGUGUAUGGACUUCCUGCUUUCUUCUUCUACUACAGGUCAUCUAAAGUGACAAUAUGAGUGGAGAGAAGGAAGCAUUGUUGGAAGAAAUCGAACAGAGUUUACACCCUCUAUCCGAGGAUAAUUUACUUUACCUGUGUGAACGCUGUGGAAUAGAUGGCUCCCAAGUUAAAGGAAAGCACCAUCGCUCUUUGCGCCGUAAAAUCAUGGAGGAAAUGUGGGAAAAUGCAGAUUCAGUCAAUUCGGAGGAGCAGGGAAUGUCUUGGUUACUCCGACUGAAAGAUGACAUCAGAAAGAUACAUGAAGAAUCUAGUGUGGGACCCAUGAGUCCCAGCCAGUCUGAUGAUGACGAAAUGGGGGACAACCCAAAUGGUCGUUCGCUCAGUGGGAGGGUCUUAUCAUCUGGGAAGGCUCCAGGGUUGAAAGUGAUCCAGCGAACUUAUAGCUGUGAUGUAUGUGAGAAGAGUUUCACUCAGUCAGGAAACCUACAAAGACACCAAAGAGUACACACAGGAGAGAAAUCUUACAGUUGUGAUCAUUGUGGGAAGAGUUUUGCUCAUUCUGGACCCCUGACUAUUCACAAGCGUGUACACUCAGGAGAGAAACCUUACAGCUGUGGUCUGUGUGGGAAAAUAUUUUCUCGUUCGGGAGCCCUGACUAUUCACAAGCGUCUACACACUGGAGAGAAACCUUACAGCUGUGAUCAAUGUGGGAGGAGCUGCAAAGAUGCCACAGCCCUGAAUGAACACAUGCGUACACACACAGGAGAGAGGCCUUACAUCUGUGAUCAAUGUGGGAAGAGAUACACUCAUGCAGGUGAAUUGACAAAGCACAUAUGUGCCCACGCCAGCGAGAAACCCAAGAGAUUCGCUCAGUCAGGAAACCUGACGAGUCAUCAGAAAACCCACACAGGCAGAGAGAAAAACGAGGCAGGUGUCGGGAGAAACGAGGCAGGCGGCAGAAUAAACGAGGCAGGCGGCGGGAGAAACGAGGCAGGCGGCGGGAGAAACGAGGCAGGCUGCAGAAUAAACGAGGCAGGCUGCGGAAUAAACGAGGCAGGCUGCGGAAUAAACGAGGCAGGCUGCGGAAUAAACGAGGCAGGCGGCGGGAGAAACGAGGCAGGCAGCGGGAGAAGUCAGGCAGGUGGAGAGGGAACCCACACAGGAAAGAUAAAGGAAGAAUCUACUGGGGUACCCAUGAUGCACAGCCAGUCUGAUGAUGAUUCAGGGGACAACCCAAAUGGUCGUUCGCUCAGUGGGAGGGUCUUAUCAUCUGGGAAGGCUCCAGGGUUGAAAGAGAUCCAGCGACCUUAUAGCUGUGAUGUAUGUGAGAAGAGUUUCCCUCAUUUAGGAGACCUAAAGAGACAUCAGAGAAUACACACAGGAGAGAAACCAUAUGGCUGUGAUCAAUGUGGGAAGAGUUUCUGUACAUCAGGACAGCGGAUUAUACACAAGCGAACACACACAGGAGAGAAACCUUAUAGCUGUGAUCAAUGUGGGAAGAGUUUUGCUCGAACUGAUUACCUGACUGAACACAAGUUAACACACACUGGAGAGAAGCCUCAUAGUUGUGAUCAAUGUGGAAAGGGCUUCACUCGGCCAAACUGCUUGGCCGCACACAAGCUAACACACUCAGGAGAGAAGCCCUACCUCUGCUCAGACUGUGGGAAGAGCUUCUAUACACCAGCAAAGUUGAUAGAGCACGAGCGAUCACACAAAGGAGAGAACCCUUACGGGUGUGGUCUGUGUGGGAAGAUCUUAGCUUGUUCAGGUUCCCUGACUAAACACAAGCGUGUACACACAGGAGAGAAAGCUUUCAGGUGUGGUCUGUGUGGGAAGAGCUUUGCUUGUUCGGAUUCCCUGACUAAACACAAGCGUGUACACACUGGAGAGAAACCUUACAGCUGUGAUCAGUGUGGGGAGAGCUUUGCUCGUUUGGGAGCCCUGACUAUUCACAAGCGUCUACACACUGGAGAGAAACCUUACAGCUGUGAUCAAUGUGGGAAGAGCUGCAAAGAUGCCACGGCCCUGAAUGAACACAUGCGUACACACACAGGAGAGAAACCUUUUCAUUGCUCUGUCUGUGGAAUGAGUUUUUCUCGAAGAAGCACCCUGAAAGUACACAUGCGCAGACACACAGGUGAGAAGCCUUACAGCUGUGAUCAAUGUGGGAAGAGAUACGCUCAUCCAGGUGAUUUGAAAAUACACAUUAGAGUACACACCGGAGAGAAACCAUACCGCUGUGACCAGUGUGGGAAGAGCUUCACUCAGUCAACAAACCUGACUAAGCACAGACGCGUUCACUCUUGAGAGAAGCCCUAAAGCUGAGAUGUAUGUUGUAUGAACUUCACUCACUCAUGCUCUCUGGUAAGACACACUAGUAGGAGUCACACUGGAAAGAAGCAGUACAGCUGUGAUGUAUGUGCGAUGAACUUUGCUUAUUUGUAUCUUAUUUCAUGGGCUCAUAUUGUAAAUGAAAUCAUGUAGAAUAUUUUAUAAUUGCUAUAGUAAGAGUUAAUGUUUUAAUUCUAUUUAAUUCAAAUUGAAUCCAUAUGUUAAUACAUACCACUUUAUUUUACUUUUAAUAAGAUUAAAUACAAAGCUCCUUUAUAAUAAAUGGCUGCUAUGAACUUUGGCAUUCCUUUUUCUUCACUUUGACCCUGCUGGUCAUCUAUGAACAUUUGAACAUCUUGGGGUGAGGGACAGAUGUAAAUGCAUCACUAAUCACAACGAUGAUAAUUAUUAUUAUCUGACCCUGCUGGUCAUCUAUAUCUUGGCCAUGUUCU